AUGCAUUCCAGUGCUCUUGUUGGUCUCUUGGCUUUGGCCGCCGCCGCAACUGCUGUUCCUCACAAGCCUCGCUCCGCUCACUCAGCCUCGUCGAUUGAGAACUUGAAAUCUCACGUCAAGAAUGUCGUUGUUCUCGUGAUGGAGAACCGCUCUGUGGACAACCUCCUUGGUGGCCAGAGAAUUGCUGGUCUGGAUAACCCCAUCAACAACGGUCCUUUCUGCAAUCCUUACAAUGUGACCGACCCCUCCCAAGGUCACCACUGCUCUGUUGCUAAAGACUAUGACUCUGUUACCGACGACCCUAGUCAUGCUGUCACUGGUAACACCAUGGAGUUCUACAGCCAGUGGACUCCUGACAACGCCGCCAUUGCCGAUGGCAAGUUGGUCGCCAACAACAACGGUUUCAUUCACGAGCAGAUCCACAACUAUGGUGCUUCCGCCAACGAAACUGUCAAGGCUAUGCUGGCCAAGCAGGUCAUGAACUACUACACAGAGGACCAGACCCCUGUUCUGACCUCCCUGGUUCAGAACUUCUUGACCUUCAACCACUGGCACUCUGAUAUUGCUGGUCCCACUGACCCCAACCGGUUCGCUGUCGUCGCCGGUACCUCCGCAGGCCACGGUUCCAAUGAUGACACUUUCGGGACCUACGCCUUUACCCAACGCUCCAUCUUCGAGCAGCUUGGUGAGACGAACCACACCUGGCUCAACUACUGGGACACUGCUGGCGGUACCGGACCCGAAGCCCAGUGGUUUGCCUGGACCAAGGCCACCAGCAACGAGAACAAGGUCGUCGACAUCGAGCAGUUCUACACUGAUGCCGCCAAGGGAGCUCUGCCCGAGUUCUCCUACCUGAACCCCUCAUGCUGCGGUGUCGGCACCACAUCCAUGCACGACAGCGGCCUCAUCUCCGACGGUGAAGCCUUCAUCAAGAAAGUCUAUGACUCCCUCCGUGCCGGCCCCCAGUGGGAAGAGACUCUCUUCGUCCUGACCUUCGACGAGAGUGGUGGUUUCCACGACCACGUCCCCCCACCCCUGGCCACUCGUCCCGACAACCUGACUUACACCGAGAAGGCCACCAACGGCGAGGAGUAUACUCUCGAGUUCAACCGUCUCGGUGGUCGUAUUCCCACUCUGCUUAUCUCUCCUUGGGUCAGCAAGGGCUACGUUGAGCAGAAGGGCACCAACCACCGUGGUCAGUCCCAGUCCUACUCGGCUACUUCCCUGCUCCGUACCCUCGGUUACCUCUGGGACUUCGAGCCGUUUAACCCCCGUGUGGAGGAUGCGGCCUCCUUUGAGCACUUGAUUCAGAGCUCUCCUCGCAAAAACACUCCCAAGGUGCUCCCGACUCCUCAUGCCUUCUCCCGCUAG
This is a messenger RNA of Penicillium nucicola, 1371 nucleotides long. RefSeq lists its product as uncharacterized. Gene Ontology annotation, molecular function: hydrolase activity, acting on ester bonds. The record is from RefSeq and is a predicted model, not a curated record. NCBI's taxonomy places the organism in Eukaryota, Fungi, Ascomycota, Eurotiomycetes, Eurotiales, Aspergillaceae. Bases 1 to 1371 code for a protein of 456 amino acids. Gene Ontology annotation, biological process: phospholipid catabolic process. The transcript has 2 exons.